GCCACAUAGAUAUCUGUCCGAAAUCAGCUCACAUGGAGUUGUACAGUGACACAAGAAGAGUGGAGUGAGGAGCGUGGCCUAUAUACAUACACGCAUAUGCAAAGGAAAGGCACCUGCAUUGAUCUCUCUACCAGACAGACAGAUAGAUGAUCAUGGGGUUUUCCGGCGGCAGCGUCGUUCCUCCAGCUGUGGCGACGGCGAUCCUGCUGCUGCUGGGCCUGGCCGCGGCGGCGUCGGCUCAGCUGUCGGCGACGUUCUACGACGCGUCCUGCCCGAGCGCGCUUGCGACGAUCAAGAGCGCCGUGACGGCGGCGGUGAGCAAGGAGCCACGCAUGGGGGCUUCCCUGCUCAGGCUUCACUUCCACGACUGCUUUGUCCAAGGAUGCGACGCGUCGGUGCUGCUUGCCGACACCGCCAACUUCACCGGUGAGCAGACCGCUUUCCCCAACGCCAACUCCAUCAGAGGCCUCGACGUCAUCGACACCGUCAAGGCGCAGGUCGAGGCCGUCUGCACGCAGAUCGUCUCCUGCGCCGAUAUCCUCGCCGUCGCCGCCCGUGACUCGGUCGUCACGCUAGGAGGGCCGUCGUAUACGGUUCCAUUGGGGAGGAGGGACUCCACCACGGCGAGCCUCUCCCUGGCGAACAACGACCUCCCUCCGCCCACCUCCGACCUUGCCGAUCUCGUCGGCAACUUCUCCAGGAAGGGGCUCAGCACCACCGACAUGGUUGCACUAUCAGGAGCCCACACGAUCGGGCAGGCGGCGUGCACCAACUUCCAGAGCCGAAUCUACGGCGAGUCCAACAUCAAUGCGGCGUACGCGGCGUCACUGCAGGCCAACUGCCCUCAGUCCGGCGGCGACGGCAACUUCGCGCCGCUUGACGUGGCGACCCCCAACGCCUUCGACAAUGCUUACUACGGCAACCUGGUCUCGCAGCAAGGGCUCCUCCACUCCGACCAGCAGCUCCUCAACGGCGGAUCCACCGACGCCCUUGUCAGCACCUACGCGUCCAGUGCCACUCAGUUCAGCGCCGACUUCGCAGCGGCCAUGGUGAGCAUGGGCAAUAUCGGCGUGCUCACGGGCUCUCAAGGGCAGAUCAGGCUCAACUGCGCCAAGGUAAAUUGAGUGAAAGUGACAAAACCCAUAUAUAUAAAUUUGUGGAGCAUUUGCGACUGCCAGUUAGUUGGGAUGGCAACUUUACAAGAAUUGAGUAACAAUGAAAGUCUUUUUUUCCCGAGUAAUAUCAAAGUGAACCAUAUAUA
Molecule: messenger RNA, 1261 nt
Organism: Brachypodium distachyon (stiff brome)
Lineage: Eukaryota; Viridiplantae; Streptophyta; Magnoliopsida; Poales; Poaceae
Product: peroxidase 2
Exons: 4
Coding region: 147-1124 (325 amino acids)
Biological process (GO): response to oxidative stress; hydrogen peroxide catabolic process
Molecular function (GO): heme binding; peroxidase activity
Source: RefSeq, a predicted model, not a curated record